UGGGCCGCUGUAGCUGGGCGGCCCUAAACCCACUUCAGGUCGGGGUCGGACCUGCUCUUCCCUGGGUGCACAUUCCGGAUCUUUCUGGCUCGCGGGUGAGCUUCUUCGUUUGGGCGUGCGAGCUUUGGGGCUCUCGGCCUGGUCGUGGUUCGCCCAGGAGAACCUUGCUUCUCUCUAGUUAGCAUCCGGAGCUGACUGCCCCCGAAGGUGACUGCCACAAAGGCCCCGGAACUACCGCUGUGCCCUGUGCGUAGGCUGAGGGAAAGGACCGUGGGGCCAGCUUCUUCACGCACAGCCUUGCAACCGGAUGAAGCUCUGCAGGCCUUUGGUAACGCCAGCAUCCGAGGUCAAAAGCCCAAAUAAGGACACCCAAAGAAAUGUGCCAAGAAGGGUUGUCUAGACUUGCUCUGAGCAGCCGCAGUAAACAGACCGAGGGAGAGAGGAAGACACUAGCAACAGCCCCAGAGCUUAUGGAUUCCAUGCUGGAGUCUCAAAGACACCCAAGCAGCAGCCUCCAGAAGGACUUUCCCCAGCGCCCGCAUGAAGACCUGGCUAAAGAUGCAGAGCCUCAGAACUGCCUCUUGAGGGAAGUGGAAUGCAUAGCACAGAGCCUGGGGGCAUCCCUGGAGGAGAUCCAGAGGAGAGCUGCGGAGCCGCAAGAGAAGGAGAGAGAACAGAGAAAGUUAGACGAUGUACUUGAGAGUGCUCGAUUGGAAAUUGAAAAAUUGAAAAGCAAUCUGAUAAAACUAAAAGAAAGUGAUGCAACGGACUUACGGAAAGCAAAAGAACACAACCAGAGGCUGGACGAGGAAAUUCUGGCUUUAAGAAACCGGGUUCGAUUGCUUGACUCCGAGAAAAAGUUGCUUGGAGAAAUGUACCUAACAUCUGGAGAGAAAGCGAACUGCCAGCAUCACGGGGAAGUGCAGCAGCUGCGACAGAACCUGCACCGCCUGCAGAUCCUGUGCAACUCGGCUGAAAAGGAGCUGCGCUACGAGCGGGGCAGGAGCUCAGACUUCAAACAGCACAACAGUUUGUUGCAGGAGGAGAACAUUAAGAUCAAAAUCGAACUCAAGCAGGCCCAGGAGAAGUUGCUGGACAGUGCCAGGAUGCAGUCCUCGCUCACGGCGGAGUGGAAGCACUGUCAGCAGAAAGUCAAGGAGCUGGAGCUGGAAGGGCUUCGGCAGGCUCAGAGCAUUAAAUCCCAGCAAAGCCUGCAGGAAAAGCUGGCUCGAGAGCAGUCGAAGGCGGCCGAAGCACAGGAGAAGAUUUUGGACCUGCAGCAGAAAUUAGACCAUGCUCGACAAGUCUGCCUUUCAGAUGCUUGUGUUUUGCAUAAGAAACAACUAGAGGAGGAGCUCAAGGAAGCAAGGAGCAGUGAGGCUAGGCUGCAGCAGCAGUGUCAGGAGGAGCAGCAGAGGAGGGUACUCCUGGACCAGGACAUAAAUGAGCUCCAGAAGCAAGUGAGAACCUUGCAGGAGAAGGAAGACCAGCUGGAAGCAAGCAAUUCCCAGCAGCAAGAGGCUCUCCGCAAACAGCUGGGAAACGAGAGCAGAAAGUGUGAAGAGUAUGUCAAGAGCAACCAGGAACUGUCAGAGAAACUAUCAAAGUUACAGCAAGAAAAGGAUGCUCUCUGGCAAGAACACGGGCGUUUUUUGGAGCAACUUGGUGAGCAUGUGAGAAACUACAAAGACAAACACCACUGCCACAAAGCCAAGCUUCAAAAGGUCAAGGACCGUCUAAGCCAUGAGUUAGAAAUACGAAAUAAGAGGAUUAAAGAACUCGAAGAUGAAACUGGAAAACUGCAACAAAAGAUUGAACUGGAGAAGGAGUUCCAGGGCCAGAUCAUGACCCAAAAUGACAUCCUCCUCCUGGAAAAGAGGAAGCUGCUAGAACAAGUCACAAAUCAAGAAGAACUGAUCUGCAGCAAUAAGUCCACAGUCUCUGCAAUCCAGAGCAAGGCAUUUUUACUGGAUAAAGAAAACCAGCAACUGCAGGAAAACUGCCUCCGGCUUAUGCAGCAAAUCAGUCUCUUAGAACGCAUUAUAAGGAGCAUCCAGAUUCGCAGAGUGGAAGAAACAAUAAUCAGUGACAAUGCUGCUUUUGAAAUACUCAAAAAGAUACUACCUUUGCAGAGCUCCAGUUUCUCAGGAACAGGUUUGGUAUUGUCAGCUGAAAAUCUCCAGGAGACUGAACUACAUAAAUCAGAAGGAACAACAGCAAUCCCCAAGUCCCCUGAACCUCUUUCAUGUUCACAGAAUUCUGAAAGUGGAUAUAUAAAUGUGACUUCUCUAAAAGAGAUAUACAACAUGCAAGGGGACCAAAAGCUGGAACUGUGACAUCACUGCUGUCUAAAACAAUGCUAACUGAACCUAGUAACUCAGACCAUGGAUGUAAAGACGCAAACUGACCUGGAGAGGUCUCACGGAACACGCUGGAAAGCAGCAAGGAGUCUUCAAAAUCGCUGACUUAACAGUCAUUAAAAGCUUUCUAAA
Messenger RNA from Chionomys nivalis (European snow vole), 2492 nucleotides. It is a transcript of the gene Ccdc30, whose product is annotated as coiled-coil domain containing 30. The transcript has 15 exons. Lineage: Eukaryota; Metazoa; Chordata; Mammalia; Rodentia; Cricetidae. The record is from RefSeq and is a predicted model, not a curated record. The coding region runs from base 378 to 2336 and encodes 652 amino acids.